This is a messenger RNA of Nannochloropsis gaditana CCMP526, 734 nucleotides long. Its product is annotated as uv-damaged dna-binding protein. The transcript is spliced from 2 exons. Gene Ontology annotation, cellular component: nucleus. The record is from RefSeq and is a predicted model, not a curated record. The coding region runs from base 1 to 579 and encodes 192 amino acids. Gene Ontology annotation, molecular function: nucleic acid binding.
AUGGCCGGGACCGAAAAUCCUCUGGGAGGAGAAAAGGGAGAAGAAAAGGACGAGAAAGUGGGGGAUAAGGAGAAAGAGGGCCGCCGCAGCGGCGGGGAAGUAGCACGUGGGCAUGUGCAGGACCUGGGGCUGAUGUUCGGGACGCAACAGGGGAUGAUUGGAUCCAUCCUACCCAUUUCCGAGGAGGAUUACCGCUUCUUCGUGGCCCUGACCAAGUGUUUGAACAAGGUGGUGAAAGGCGUGGGUGGACUUUCGCAUGAAGAAUAUCGCCGAUUUUUAACGGACAAGGCCAUUUCAGAUACGCAAGGAUUCGUCGAUGGGGACUUGAUCGAGUCGUUCCUGGAGCUCCCGACGCAGCGGAUGGAGGAGGUGGUGGAGCUGAUGCGGGUUGAGGGAGUGGGCGGAGAGAGCAAGACUGAUGCUGCCCUUUGCGACCAGGCGGGAGGGGGGAAGGGAGAGGGGAAGAUGGAAGUGGUGGGGUUGCAAGAGCAUGCCGGAAAGGAGGAGGAAAAGAAAGAUGGGGUGCUCUCAUUGGAUGAGGUGUAUCGACGCGUGGAGGACAUGACGCGAUUGCAUUGAAAGGGGUGGUCUGAGACUAGGAGGGCUGGUCGAUCCCUUCAAAAAUCUCGGGGGGGAAAAAAAUAUAGAGGCGUUGAGGCGGGUUGAAUAAGUCAUGUAGAAUGCGGCGUUUUCCACGAUAUAUGCGAAGGAACCCAUGUCAAAAGAUUGCCAUA